This is a messenger RNA of Hypoxylon trugodes, 4181 nucleotides long. RefSeq names its product fungal-specific transcription factor domain-containing protein. Bases 745 to 3834 code for a protein of 1029 amino acids. The record is from RefSeq and is a predicted model, not a curated record. The transcript has 2 exons. Gene Ontology annotation, biological process: regulation of DNA-templated transcription; DNA-templated transcription. NCBI's taxonomy places the organism in Eukaryota, Fungi, Ascomycota, Sordariomycetes, Xylariales, Hypoxylaceae. Gene Ontology annotation, molecular function: DNA-binding transcription factor activity, RNA polymerase II-specific; zinc ion binding; DNA binding.
AUCCACAGCCUAGACCGCGAAGUGAUAUCGAUUUCAUCUUAGCUAUUACGCGCACGUCCAUCCUUGUCGCAUUUAGCUGUGAGGCACAACGGCGUCAACUGACUAAGAAAAGGAAAACCCGACAAUCACCACCACCACUAAACACCACUAAACCCGAUUACGUUUGGUUUCGUCCCUCUAUUCUACGUUUAACAGGACCGGUCCGUCGUGAUCUAUUUUCCAUCCGACCCAAAACCUGCAGCGAAAGGGUUUCCUACAUACGUUUUUUUAUCCUACACUACAUCACGCUAGUUUUCCCUAACUUAGGGGACCACCUAAGUUAGCGAACUUCGUUUGGUCUCUUCCUUUCGCUACCUCGCUACGUCGUACGUACGGCGACUGCCCGCCACCUAGAAUGGUCUAUUGAAAGGCGAAGGGAAAAAUAUACCCCACCGUUGCCUGUAUGUGUGCGCGUGUGUAAGACAGGAGACAAUCAUCCACAAAAAAUCAUAAGAGCCAAAAGUUCAAGUUCGAAUGGGGACGUAGAAACGAACCGUUGGUCCAAAAGUCCAGCCUUUGAGUUGUUCUGCGAUAAUAGAUUGUUUUUCUAAAACUCUCUAGCAAGACGCUCAUACCGAGGUAUCAAGGUCAAGGGCUUUGUUGUCGUUAUUGUUAUUUAUUGCUACUAUUAUUGUUCUUGUUACUUGUUAUUCCUAUUGCCGUCAUCGUCGUCAUUGCUAUCAAUCAACUCUUCGCCAAGCAAAUAUGGUAACUCUCAUCAACAGCAAUGGGCCCGAUCCGCUACCAACGCCCAAACAGAUACGUUUCGUCAAUAAUCAAGGUCAACCACCUACUAAGAGAAGAAGGAUAAACGCUGCAUGUCUUACUUGCCGUCGACGAAAAACGAGGUGUGCGGGCGAACAUCCUACAUGUUCUACGUGUACAAAGAACGGACACGUAUGUUUAGGUUAUUCCGAUGGCCUCGAGAAGAGCAGCAAGAAAGAACCCGGUCGAGCGAUAGACGGUACUCAAUUCGACCCCGACGAGGACGAAUACGUAGACGAUGAACUCGAUGUCGAUCGCAAACAAUGGAAGAACAACAAUAAAAAUGGGAUUAAGCAAUUCGAACCCUCCGACGACUCCCCCAAAUCCUCUCGUCUCAUGUCCGAAUCUACUCAAGAUGCCGCGAAGUCGGAUGAUAUACAAUUGAAGUCGGAAAGUGUAGACUGGGAAGAACCUAGUUCACAACCGACUCCGCGACCCGAGCCCUUGCGUCGACCGCCGAAUCCUCGAAAUCCCUCAUUCUCGACCGAAGGUGGGCAUAGUGAGACCGCUCACUCCCCCGUACAAUAUCAUAAUGAGAGCCAUCGGGUUCCGUAUUUUCGAUACUUUGGCCCUACUGCUAUAGUACCGGGUUUCAAACAGAUGGUAGUAAAGGUUCGAGAUCGAAGGCGAAGUUCUAUAUCAGCGACAUCGCCCAGCGGCGCCAGUUCUGUGUUCUCCGGCCUUAUGAAUGGCAUACAACCAGAUGUCGAGAUCGGCCCAUUAGAAGAUAUGCCCGUAUACGACCCUAACGAUGCGAAUGAUGUGCCCCCUUUAAUCCUUCACCUUGUCGAUACGUUUUUCCUACACCUUGGAAGUAAUUAUCCUUUCUUGCGACGCGAUAAGUUCCCUAAACUAGUUCAAGAAAAGCGAGUAGAACCGAUAUUGGUGGAUGCCGUGUGCGCUUUAGCAGCUCGAUUCUCUGAACAUGCUCUAUUUCGAAAAUGGAACGACGGUAAACUAGCGAAAUCAGAAUAUGGCUAUAUCUAUGCUCAACGAGCCAAGGCGGCAACUGUCGAUACCUUCCCAUGCCCAUCCGUCGCUGCUGUCCAGGCCUGUCUAUUAAUGGCCUAUGAUGGUUUCGGUGCCGAUCAGGAUAGCGCUUUAUGGAUGUACCUUGGAAUAGCGAUUCGCAUGGCAGUGGACUUGGGUCUGUCCAAAGAAGAUGGUGUACGAUAUCAAGGCGAGAGAGACACAUGGGCUUCACGUAACUAUAAUAGAAAGGCGAGCGACGGUUUCAUUCAACCACCCCAGCCAGUUACGGAUGGGAACGCCACCCUCACUCCAGAAGAGCAAAAGGAAGUCGAACAAGAACGAAUAGACACAUUCUGGGCUGUUUUCUUCUUGGAUCGCGCCAUUUCCUCUGGUACUGGUCGACCAGUCACUCUGAAAGACGAUGAUUUCGAGUUGGAAUUGCCGAGAUCUGCUGUUGACCUCAGUACUGGAUGGCCUGAUCCGUUAGCAUCAUUGUUACGUAUCAUCCAUCUUUACGGUCGAGUUUCAGACGUCCUCAACAAUAUCACACAUGCCCAAGAUCUCACCCAAGAAAAGCUGAACAAGCUUUCCCAGAUGGAGACCGAACUUACGAGACUUCACCAAAGAACGGAUGCGCGCCUCCGAUUCGAUGCUAACAAUUUCCAAGCGCAUGUGAAGAAUGGCCAAGGCACAACCUUCAUAUUAUUACAUUUUUGGUUCCAUGCGUUGAUCAUCGUUCUACAUCAACCCACGUUAUUGACAAGAGAGGGGACGAUUAGCCGAGCGCACCAAUUAAAGCCACACAGUCGAGAACUUUCUAUGUCCAGCGCAAAGACGAUAGCCGAUAUACUUGCAUUUGCUGAGUUGGUCGAUCCGAAAUGUUUCAUAGGCAAUCCCUUUACUUCGCAACCCAUCUACAUCGCAGCGUGUGCGUUUUUGAAGGAGUCAAAAUCAAGUCCGUCGCAACCAGUCUCAAGAGACACCACACCUCCCCCUGAAUCAGCAGGUCGAGCGAUAAAGAGUGGUUCGGCCGUAUUAGACCCAGGCCCAGCAUCUAGACACCUUUUACUAGCAUCCGCGGCGAAUCAGAAUUACCAGGCAUGUUACAAAGCUCUGAAGCAAAUGCAUGCGUAUUGGGGAGGUGUCCGAUAUAUCCUUACUGCCUUGGACCAAAAGCUAGAUGGGCAAUGGGAUUGCGAAACAUUUACAAUCGAAGAAUAUGAGAGUGCUAGGCGAUACCGUCAAACCAAUGCCGUCAAUAGGUUCACGAGAAAUCUCGAAUUUCCAGCAUCUCCAGUCCCUGACAAUGGACCUCCGUUAGCUUGGUCGUUGACAGGAACGACGAAUUCGCCGAACUCUAGUCUAACACUACUCUUUCAGAACCCCGUCAAUCAUGGAGGCGUUAUGACAUCUCAAGUUGGCCCGGGGACGGCUGCUACUUCGAAUGCACCAACCUCAGCACCUACGCCGCCCGGGAACAUGAUUUACGAUCCUAUACGCCAGAGCCUACCCGAAACCACCUCGUCCAUUUAUCAUUCCGCAUACCCCCAACCGAACACCUCAGCCCUUCGACAUUCUAUUAGUCGUCCUCGUAGGGUAUCGAGUGGCCAGGGCAAGUCUUCAUAUCUAAGAUAUGAAAACUUGUCUUCUGCGGACGAUAUCAAUAAACCGCCUUCAACACAAGUAGGAGGCAUGAGCGUACCACCGACAUCAUACACACCAUCAUCGCAGUCAACGUUUGAGCCACAAUCUGGUUCGGGUGCAACCGGCAGUUACGCGACAAAUGGCUCACCAGCUAGCAGCACACAGAGCCAAAAUGCAUCAUCUGAUAGUGGAGGCGCACCGUCAAGCUUCCCACAAAGCGGACUAGCGACAAGUGGAUAUUCUUACCUGGGCCCUGGCGCUGGAUCGAACCUACACCUGCUGACAUACGACAACGAGACGGACAUCGGACAGCAUUUGACAAGCUUCGAGAGUACUGAAAUGCUUAGCUGGUUCGGCGAAUAUUUCCCUGGUGAUAGCACGUGGCUUUUCCCGGGAGACUCUUCUAUGUCCUGACAACGACUGUAAUGUGGAGGUCACGUACAUUAAGGGGUUGAGUUGAUAAAAAGAGACGAGCAGUGAGGGGACGAGAUUAAGAGGAAGAAAACCUGGGGGGGCUGUAAGAUAUCUCCCACGACAAUACACCGCCAUCUACCCAGUAAUCGACCACCUACCGACCUAUCUAUGGCCUAUCUAUCUACAUAUCUACCUACCUUACCUACCAAACUUCAUUUAUUCGCCCAUUCCUCGAUACGGGCAUUCCCACAGCCUUUAUGUCUUACCAUUAUAUCCAAUACGUUAUUCCAGAUAUACAUAUGUUGACACGGUUAUUCAUCGAGACACGAUAUGAAUUAACUUGUAUG